Messenger RNA from Branchiostoma floridae (Florida lancelet), 1244 nucleotides. RefSeq names its product calcium-activated potassium channel subunit beta-2-like. The coding region runs from base 255 to 839 and encodes 194 amino acids. Gene Ontology annotation, cellular component: membrane; voltage-gated potassium channel complex. Gene Ontology annotation, biological process: potassium ion transport; detection of calcium ion. The transcript is spliced from 2 exons. Lineage: Eukaryota; Metazoa; Chordata; Leptocardii; Amphioxiformes; Branchiostomatidae. Gene Ontology annotation, molecular function: calcium-activated potassium channel activity; potassium channel regulator activity. The record is from RefSeq and is a predicted model, not a curated record.
AUGCCAAUCGCGUUUCCGCUCCGUUUGCCACUCUGUUCUCUUUGACAUUCUAGCGGCUCUCUCAAUGCGUUACAUUAUAUUUGGAGCGGGAGAAAGCUAGGGAUGUGAUCGUUGACUAUAUGUGAUAUGUGAUACUUGUACUCAGGUUACGCAAACUUUGCAUUGGAAUUCGAUCGCCAACUCACUGGCUGACAACCUUCCGAAGGGGCCUCUUCAACAAGCGGGACCAGCCUGGAGUUGCCCAGUACACAAACAUGGCUGGGCGUAACUGUUACGUUCUCCUGUGUGUCCUUUUCGUUGUGAUGAUCCCAAUUUGCACCAUCAUAGCUCUCGUGAUGUGCGGAAUUUUCGUCGCAGCUCCGGCACUGCAAGGAAUCAAAAUGUUGCCGACGGAGUGUACCGUCGUGUCGUCGGGUAUUGUCGGGGAGGAGGUUUCGUGCCGGUGUGGGGGGACCAGGUCCCGCCCGUGUUUCUCCGACUUCCCGUGUCUACAGAUCAACGUCACGUAUCUAACAGGCAGCGGGGAGAAUAUUACCAGUCUUCUGGUGGACACUCAGGACAUUAUGGGAUAUGCUCGACAGUGUGCGGUCCGAACGUGCGUUGCUAGUGAGAUCUCGAACAGUCUGUCUGUGUCGUCGUACAAAAGAUACUGGGGACAAGAGGGGAUGACGUACCCAUGUUACUAUGAGGAUGGGAACGAGAGGGAGGUUUCCCGUACAGUUGUCAAAGCCAGCAAAUGGUUGGUCUUCCAUGGACUCUUCUGGCCGUUGCUGAUCUUGGUGCUUAGCUAUGCGCUUGGGUACUUUUUCUGUUUAAAGUGUAUUAGGCUUGAAGAAUAGACGUCUGGUGUGUGGACGAUUUUGAAAUACUAUUAGCAAAUCUAGAUCCUACUUGUACUUAUCUAUGAGAAAUGAUUUUUUAAUAUGCAAUUUCUACACAAAGGAAUGAAGCUCACCUAAAUCAUAGCAUCGGUCGUUGUGAAGCAAUGAAUUUAUCCACAGAUUUUGUGGUGUAUACACAAUAUAGUACACACAAAGGUGUUACAUCUAGGUAGACUAUAGCGACCCCCGUCUCUAUUUGAGAGUGGUCACAUGACUCUAACUGUACUUUGUUGCAAUAGUUAUGAGGUACAAGCAUUACACAAUAUUUAUUACAAAAAAAUAUGUUAUGUGCACAAAUAGUGUAAAUGAUUAUGACGUUGUUGCGUUACUUGAAAUAAAACGUCAUUUUACUCUUGAGACUUA